Chrysochloris asiatica (Cape golden mole) is the source of this 1014-nucleotide messenger RNA. Its product is annotated as olfactory receptor 14I1-like. The transcript is spliced from 2 exons. Gene Ontology annotation, molecular function: olfactory receptor activity; odorant binding; G protein-coupled receptor activity. Lineage: Eukaryota; Metazoa; Chordata; Mammalia; Afrosoricida; Chrysochloridae. Gene Ontology annotation, cellular component: membrane. The record is from RefSeq and is a predicted model, not a curated record. Gene Ontology annotation, biological process: G protein-coupled receptor signaling pathway. The coding region runs from base 1 to 1014 and encodes 337 amino acids.
AUGGACAAUACCACCAUCAUCACAGAAUUUAUCCUUAUGGACAUUUCAAGUUCUAGGAAACUCCAAGUCUUGCAGGGUCUUUUGUUCCUAGUAAUUUAUCUGGGAUCUCUGACUGGAAAUGUACUCACUGUUACCGUUAUUGCUAUAGAUCCACAUCUUCACUUUCCAAUGUACUUCUUUAUAGCCAAUUUAUCAUUUGUAGAUGUUUGCUAUAUCUCAGUUACUGUUCCCAAAUCAAUUAUAAAUUCUUUAACAGGCAAGAAAUUAAUUUCUCUCCCAGCAUGUGCUGCUCAGAUUUUCCUGAUUCUUUCCUUUGGAAUCACAGAGCUGGCCUUUCUUGUUGUGAUGUCCUAUGAUCGCUAUGUUGCCAUCUGUCACCCAUUGCACUAUGGGCUCAUUGCCACUCCACGUAUGUGUGCACAAGCAGUAGGGGGAUCCUGGGCCAGUGGGCUGGUCUAUUCAGCCAUCCAUACAGGGAGCAUAUUCAGACUUCCAUUCACAGAGUCCAAUGUGAUCCAUCAAUAUUUCUGCGAUAUUCCUCAAAUUUUGAGAAUUUCAUCCUCUUAUGUGAAGUUUUCUGAGUAUGUUCUGAUUGCUGUUAGCUCAAAUAUAAUUUUAGUAUGUCUUAUCAUUUUAUUUAUGUCGUAUGUUAAUAUAUUUUCAACUGUGCUUAAUAUGUGCUCUGCAGAAGCCCGUAAAAAAGCCUUAUCUACCUGUACCCCACAACUGGUGAUACUCAUUCUAUUUGUAAUUUCUGCACUGAUUGCUGCCUUAGGUCCCCUCUCAAAUAAGGCAUCUCUUAAAAAUCUUCUCAUUGCCAUGUUCUACACCAUGGUUCCCCCAUUCAUAAACCCCAUCAUCUUCAGUCUGCGGAAUAGGGAUAUUAACAUUGCUCUUAGAAGAAUGUUCAACAGAUGGAUCUUGGAGGAUGAAAGCUGCAUCCUAGAACUGGAGGGAACAUCUCCAACCAGAAAGCCGACCAGGGGCAGGAAAGGCUCUCCAGAAUCAUCUUGA